Molecule: messenger RNA, 2972 nt
Organism: Orcinus orca (killer whale)
Lineage: Eukaryota; Metazoa; Chordata; Mammalia; Artiodactyla; Delphinidae
Gene: COQ8A
Product: coenzyme Q8A
Exons: 15
Coding region: 169-2112 (647 amino acids)
Biological process (GO): ubiquinone biosynthetic process
Cellular component (GO): extrinsic component of mitochondrial inner membrane
Molecular function (GO): kinase activity
Source: RefSeq, a predicted model, not a curated record
GCCAAUGGGAGUGGCCUGCGGGGCGGGGCUCCCGGCGCUGGGUCUCUGGGCUAGGGAGCGCUGGUAAACAGAUACGGAGUGCAUGCCGGGUGUCUACGCUACGGCGAGCGCGCGGAGGCUGCGCGAAGGUGACCGUGGAUCCCAGCUUCCUGCAGCCGGCCCUGAAGGAUGGCUUCCAUGUUGGGGGACACCAUCAUGGUGGUCAAAGGCCUUGCCAAGCUGACCCAGGCGGCCGUGGAGACCCACCUGCAGCACCUGGGCCUCGGCAGGGAGCUCAUUAUGGCGGCCGGGGCCCUGCAGUCCACGGCCGCAGAGCAGAUCAGCAUGGUCUUGGGGCAGGUGCAGGGUCAGGAGAAGCAUGAAGAGUCUUAUACCAAGAGCUCUGACGACCCGCAAGCAGAAUUCCACUCCUCAGGGCUGAGGGCCGAGGGCGCCUCCGAGGAGCCGUCUGUGGCCUCCUCCCCGGAUCAGUCCCCUCCGCCCUGGGAUCAGGCCCGCAGCCAGGGCCCAGCUCCUGCCUAUGUUGCCAGCGGACCCUUUGGGGAAGGCGGGCUCCGGGGCCAGGCCGCCUCCCCUAUGGGCAGGGUGAACGGGCCGCUCUUUGCGGACCCCAGAGACCCAUUCUCUGCCACGGGCCUGCAGCGAAGGUUCUACCACCAGGACCAGUCCCCUGUGGGGGGCCUGACGGCUGAGGACAUUGAGAAGGCCCGGCAGGCCAAGGCUCGCCCGGAGAGCAAGCCCCACAAGCAGAUGCUCAGUGAGCGGGCUCGCGAGCGGAAGGUGCCAGUUACGCGGAUUGGGCGGUUGGCCAACUUUGGAGGUCUGGCCGUGGGUCUGGGCUUCGGGGCCCUGGCCGAGGUCGCCAAGAAGAGCCUCCGCCCUGAGGACCCCUCAGGGAAGAAGGCCGUGCUGGAUUCCAGCCCCUUCCUGUCAGAGGCCAACGCGGAGCGCAUCGUGCGGACGCUGUGCAAGGUGCGCGGGGCGGCGCUCAAGCUGGGCCAGAUGCUGAGCAUCCAGGAUGACGCCUUCAUCAACCCCCAUCUGGCCAAGAUCUUCGAGCGGGUCAGGCAGAGCGCAGACUUCAUGCCGCUGAAGCAGAUGACGAAAACUCUCAACAACGACCUGGGCCCCAGCUGGCGGCACAAGCUGGAGUACUUUGAGGAGCGGCCCUUUGCAGCCGCCUCUAUCGGGCAGGUGCACCUGGCCCGCAUGAAGGGCGGCCGCGAGGUGGCCAUGAAGAUCCAGUACCCCGGCGUGGCCCAGAGCAUCAGCAGUGACGUCAACAACCUCAUGGCCGUGCUGAACAUGAGCAACAUGCUUCCAGAAGGCCUGUUCCCUGAGCACCUGAUCGACGUGCUGAGGCGGGAGCUGACCCUCGAGUGUGACUACCAGCGAGAGGCCGCCUGUGCCCGCAGGUUCAGGGAGCUGCUGAAGGACCACCCCUUCUUCUACGUGCCCGAGAUUGUGGACGAGCUCUGCAGCCCCCAUGUGCUGACCACGGAGCUGGUGUCCGGCUUCCCCCUGGACCAGGCCGAGGGGCUGAGCCAGGAGAUCCGGAAUGAGAUCUGCUACAACAUCCUGGUCCUGUGCCUGAGGGAGCUGUUCGAGUUCCACUUCAUGCAGACAGACCCCAACUGGUCCAACUUCUUUUAUGACCCUCAGCAGCACAAGGUGGCUCUUCUGGACUUCGGGGCAACUCGGGAAUAUGACAGAUCCUUCACGGACCUCUACAUACAGAUCAUCAGGGCUGCUGCUGACCGGGACAGGGAGGCCGUGCUGAAGAAGUCCAUCGAGAUGAAGUUCCUCACCGGCUACGAGGUCAAGGCCAUGGAAGAUGCCCACUUGGAUGCCAUCCUUAUCCUGGGGGAGGCCUUUGCCUCGGAGGAGCCCUUUGACUUUGGCACCCAGAGCACCACCGAGAAGAUCCACAACCUGAUCCCCGUCAUGCUGAAGCACCGGCUCGUCCCGCCGCCCGAGGAGACCUACUCGCUGCACAGGAAGAUGGGGGGCUCCUUCCUCAUCUGCUCCAAGCUGAAGGCCCGGUUCCCCUGCAAAGCCAUGUUCGAGGAGGCCUACAGCAACUACCGCAGGAGGCAGGCCGAGCAGCAGUAGCCGCGGGCCCGGCCGUUAGGCGGGACCCUCCGUCCUCCUGCCGCUAAAACUAGUAGGAAGCCGGUGGUACCCACGCUCCGUUUAAGCUUCACCCAGUGAGAGGGGGCCGCGCUGGUGGGGGGGCCGCUGCUCAGAGCCCGUGGCCAGCACUUAUACACGGUUCUCAUCGCUGAGUGGGUGUGGGGCGAGAGGCGCCAGCACGGAAGUGCAGCCCCACUGCUGUCUGGCAGAAUCUGCUUAUUGUUUACUCAUCCUCUGAAAUGACUCUCGAUAAAAAGACGAUUUUAUUUCCUUUUCCUUUUUGUAACAGGGCUUUUUGCUAAUGUGAAUGGUAACCAGAAGAAGAUGAGAGUUCUCCCUUUGAAUCCCUGCCACCAAAAAAAAAACCAAAAACAAAACAGAAAAGCCUUUUUGGAUUUUAUGGAGUGUGUAAUACAAGGUUUGUGUGUGUGUGUUUCUAGAAUGAGAUUUGUGUUUUCUGCCUUUUCCUCUCCAGCUUGGAUCUGCACCUGGGAGAAGUGCUGAUCUGAGCAGUGCCGACAAGCACUACUUCUCCAAGCGAGGUCCACCCACACCUGCUCUCUGGCUGGUUCCUAGAGGCUUUUUUGGACAAGCAGAGGUUUCCAGAGAACUGCUGCCUCCUGUGGGGAGGGGCAGGAGCCCCAGAAGGGGAGAGAAAGCCGCGUGCUCUCUGGGUGUGUGUGGGCCCUUCUUCCCGCUCCGGCGCCUGGGCCUUUUGUGGAAGGUGAUGUGCACGUGUCAUCUGCUUGGACCCAAGGGGUCGUUUCAGGCUGUUAACCUCUGUACAAUUCUUGUAAUUGUCUGAUUUACUUGUUUCAAUUAAAAAAAAAAAGCUAGCA